UAUAGUGUCAUUUUGUGAUAAUAUUAUUUACUAUUAUUUAUUGGUAUUGCAAUUUAUUAUUUAUUACCCUGACAUCAGUGAAAAUGUCAAAUGAAAGAAAAUACACUCAAAAAUUUCGAAUAGAAUGGCUUCGUGACGAUAGGUUUAAAAACUGGUUGCAGAAAAUAGAAGGAGAAAAUACAAAGUGUCGCUGUAAAUAUUGUAACUGCAUUUUGAUAGCAAAAGUAAGUGAUUUAGAAAAGCAUAGGAAAACUCAAAAACAUAUAAAAGCCGAGCCAUCGUUUAGCAUUCAGCGGAGUGCAAAUAUUCUUCCAUUUAUGAAAAGUUCAAAUGUUCAUAGAACAGAGGGAAAUAUGGCGCUUUUUAUAGCAGAAAGUUGUCCUAUUAGUCAUGUAGACAAACUAACUAAAUUCUGUACAACAAAUUUUUCAGAUAGCAAAAGUUGUAAUAAUCUGACUCUUGGACGAACAAAAUGUUCAGCCAUAAUUUCAAAUGUUUUAGCACCACAUUUUAAAGAAAAUUUAAUAGUUGAUAUAGGUGAUAGCAACUAUAGUUUACUAAUUGACGAAAGUAAUGACAUUUCAGUUUCCAAGCUUUUAGGUAUUGUAAUUAGAUAUUACUCUCAAAAUAGAAAAUGCAUAACCACAACUUUUUUAGAUUUAGUACCACUUAAAGAGUGCAAUGCUGAUGCAAUUUGUGAAUACAGCAGCAUGCCGUCUGACUCAGACGGCAUGCUGCUGUAA
Molecule: messenger RNA, 743 nt
Organism: Centruroides sculpturatus (bark scorpion)
Lineage: Eukaryota; Metazoa; Arthropoda; Arachnida; Scorpiones; Buthidae
Exons: 1
Coding region: 84-743 (219 amino acids)
Source: RefSeq, a predicted model, not a curated record